GACAUCUCCUCCACAUCCACUCUCGACACAACAACAGCAUGGCAGACACGUCCUUCGCCGACGGGGAUCUCUUCAUCGGUCUGGGAUCGCGUCCGGGGUCGGCUGCGAGCAAAAAGGCGCCGCCACCACCACCACCAAAAGGCAAGAAGCGCAAGGGUGAGCAGAUCGGCAACGUCAAGAAGAAGCGCGCAAAACAUCAGCAGCAUCCCAAGCCGCUGCCCGCGACUAAGGGCAACGCCAAGGCCACGCCGUCAAACAAAAAGGCCAAGGGCAAGAAGGACAAGCACUCCAAACGGCCGCACGACUCGUUUCGUGACCUGGACAAGACUACGGUGUUGAAAGGAAGUCCCUGGGCGGAGGACGUCGACUGGGAGCGGUGUCGCGAUCCGGCAGAGAUGCUCAACGACGAAGUUACAGCUUUCUACAACUUCAUCACUCCUACCGAGGCAGAGUAUUCGGUGCGCAAGCACAUAAUCGAGCUCAUCACCGGGCAUGUGAAGAAGUGGAAGCCAGAGAUGGAAGUUGUCGCCUUCGGCUCGUGGCAGACUCAGCUGUACCUCCCCGAGGGCGACCUCGACCUAGUUGUGGUGCCUCCCCCAAACCGCCCGUACAGCAAUAGGGACACCUCCAACUUCCUCACCAAUCUCUCCGUCGUCUUGCGCAACUCCGGUAUUGCGGACAAGAUCGCGCUCGUCCUCGGCGCCAAGGUGCCUAUCAUGAAAUUUGUCACGCGCACCCCGUACGGCCGUAUUCCCGUGGACAUCUCAUUCAACCAGACCAACGGCAUCGACGCAGGCAAGAUCAUCACACAUUACCUUGACGCGUUACCAGGGGCGCGCGAACUCAUUACCGUCGUCAAGUACUUCCUGGCGCAGCGGCAGAUGAACGAAGUCUUCACCGGUGGGCUGGGGAGCUACUCGGUCAUCUGCCUCGUCAUCAGCUUCAUGCAGAUGCACCCCAAGCUCCGCCGGUCCGAGAUGGACGCGCAGCGCAAUCUCGGGACACUACUCCUCGAGUUCUUCGAGCUGUACGGUCGCCAAUUCAACUACGAGUUGGUCGGCAUCUCCAUCCGCCGCGGUGGCGAGUACUUCCUGAAACGUGAGCGCGGGUGGGUGAAAAGGGGUGGCAACCCUGCACCCUUCACGUUGGCGAUCGAAGAUCCGCAGAACCUCGACAACGACAUCUCCAGCGGGUCCUAUGGCAUUCCUCGGGUCAAGUUGACCCUCGCCGGAGCCUAUGACAUGAUCCGUCAACGCAUGUUCGACCGCGCCGCGCUCAUUCUUGCCCGCGACCAGGCAGCACGGCCAAAACCCAGGAGUCCAGAGGACUAUUCGAUCCUGUCUUGCGUGCUAGGCGUUGAGGACAACACCAUCGCCUUCCGCCACCAUCUUGAGGAGCUGCACUCGCGCGGCAAUCUCGCUGCCGACCUCGAGUCAUUUGAGAGGCGGAAUAAGCUCCGUGUGCGACUUGAAAACCCACCCCUGCCACCGGUCAUGCGAGGGCGUUGGGGUGGCCCGGGCUCAUCCUCGGACAUGGAGAUGGACAGUGGGGCGUCGCACUCCGCGCAUGGAGAUACGGAAGACGGCGAGAUCCACGAUGUCCGGGGCGCGGGCGCGAUUGUUGUUGACGACAACGACGUCUCGGAUGGCGCGAGCAGCCACACGGACGACUCGUCGGGGUCUGAGGCCGAGGACGCCGCUGAGGCCGGGUUCAGCGCCGUGAACGGGCGAGAACGCAGCGUGUCCGAGGACGUGGAUCUAUACCCUUCGGACAAGGACGCUGCCGAGACCGACUCGCGGUACGCUGCUGCUGGCGCCAAGCGGCGGAAGGGCAAGGGCAAGGAGCCACUCAGCGCCGUUGAGGUCGUGGACAGCAGCGAGAGCGAGGAUGAGGCCGUGCGUAGCGGAGUCCCAGCCAAGCACCAAACGGCCGCGAGCGCGGGCCCCAGCCGCACGACGUCACCGCCGCUGCGGGUACUGGGCGCGGCGGUGCGGAGUGCGCCCGGGAGUCCCAAUGGGCGGCGGCCCGACAAAUGGGUGCGGCCGGCCGAGAGGGCGCGGUAUUGGGCCGCGAAGAGUGCGGGCGAGCUGAUUGAUCUGACGAACGACUCGGAUUAAGCGGCAAGCCCGGUCGUGCGAUAGACGAGGACGAUGAGGCGUAGAGAGGCGCCGGGGUGUUAAUGAGGAUGGAGAGAGCAUCCUGCGCGCUUCGGCGUUGGGCUAGGCCUGGAGAUGGUGACGUUGAAGUCACAAGGUACUACUGCUCAUUACUGCACGUACUGCACGGAGAGGAUGGCGGUUGGCAUUAUUUGUUAAAGUGCAUGCAGUGUAGUCGGCGCACCCGGCAUUUCAGCCUUACGUCAGGAUAGCCACCAAAACCGCCCCAAUAAUGUCCAUUCCCAG
This is a messenger RNA of Cutaneotrichosporon oleaginosum, 2402 nucleotides long. RefSeq lists its product as uncharacterized. Lineage: Eukaryota; Fungi; Basidiomycota; Tremellomycetes; Trichosporonales; Trichosporonaceae. Gene Ontology annotation, molecular function: mRNA binding; poly(A) RNA polymerase activity. Gene Ontology annotation, cellular component: TRAMP complex; nucleolus. Gene Ontology annotation, biological process: RNA 3'-end processing. The record is from RefSeq and is a predicted model, not a curated record.